Messenger RNA from Rosa rugosa (rugosa rose), 417 nucleotides. RefSeq lists its product as uncharacterized. Lineage: Eukaryota; Viridiplantae; Streptophyta; Magnoliopsida; Rosales; Rosaceae. The coding region runs from base 1 to 417 and encodes 138 amino acids. The record is from RefSeq and is a predicted model, not a curated record. The transcript has a single exon.
AUGGAAGUACAGGAGAUGCUCAAUGUGCCAAUUGUGGAGUUCCAUGAAAAAUACCUGGAACUUCCUACUACUAUUGGCAGAAAUAAGAAAGAAGUAUUUCAGAAGAUGAAUGAACGACUUGACUUUCACAUGCAAGGUUGGCAAGGGAAGUUCCUCUUAAAAACGGGUAAGCUUGUUUUAAUAAAAGCAGUUGCUCAAGCUAUUCCCACUUAUUCUAUGAGUGUGUUCCAAUUGCCAAUUAGAGUGUGCAAGAAGUUUCAAUCGAAAGUUUCUCAGUUCUGGUGGGGGAAGGGUGGAGGAAAAAGGGGAAUCCAUUGGUGUAGUUGGAAGAAGCUUUGUAAAAGGAAGGAAGAAAGAGGUCUAGGAUUCCGGGACUUGAGGGCGUUUAAUCAAUCAAUGUUAGCUAAAACGGCGUAG